AUGGGAAGUAAGAUCCCGGGAAGUCGAAAACUCAAGUCCUCUCAGGCCAUUUGCGAAAAACAUUUCCAAGACUAUUGCAUUAUACGUGAGUAUAUUGGCAAAGACUCCAAUGGAACUGUUAUUGCGAGGGUUCCGUUAAAGAAGGCAAGACUAGUUAAAUCUUCCGUACCUACAAGAUUUACUUAUCAUUCUGACAUUAUUAAUCAGUGCGACAAAGAGAAUAAUUUAAAUUCAACAAAUGAUGACCUACAGUAUUUCAACCUGAAACUACAUGAACCUGAUCUUACUUUUGUAAAAACGGGAAUUAAGACUUAUAGGCCAAAGAUAACUACAAGUAUGCUUUUAAAAUGCGAAAAUAAUAAGACUGCAGAUGUGAUAACAGAGGGUUCGUAUUUAAUUUCGUUAAAGAACGAAUUUCUGGUGACAAAACCUGCGAAUCAGUCUGAAUACGUUGAUCGUUCAAGAAAUGGUAACCUGCUUAAGUGUUCUUAUUUGACACCACAUGAAUCUGAUCUCAGUUGUGUAAAAACGGGAGUUAAUACUGAUGGGCUGAAGACAGCUACAAGUUGAGAUUUAAAUGACGAGAAUAAUAAGACUGCAGAUGUGAUGACAGAGGAUUCGCACUCAAUUUCGUCCAAGGACGAACUUCCGGUAACACGAUCUGCAAAUCAGUCUAAAUGCAUUAAUAGUUCGAUAAGUGAUAACCUGCAUGAAGAAUCUCAUAUAAACCCACAUGAACCUGAUCUUACUUAUGUAAAAAUGGGAAUUGAGACUGAUGGGCUAAAGAUAGCUACAAAUGUAGAUUCAAAUUACGAAAAUAUUAAGACUGCAGAUGUGAUAACAGAGGAUUAUUACUCAAUUUCGUCAAAGGAGGAACUUCCGAACCUGAGAUAACGUACGCGAAAACUAGAAAUGAGACUUGUGGUUCAAACGUGACAGAAUCUAACAAUGAGACUCAUUCAGCAGGGGACAACCUAGUUUCCCAA
This is a messenger RNA of Belonocnema kinseyi, 986 nucleotides long. RefSeq lists its product as uncharacterized. Bases 1 to 570 code for a protein of 189 amino acids. The transcript has 6 exons. The record is from RefSeq and is a predicted model, not a curated record. NCBI's taxonomy places the organism in Eukaryota, Metazoa, Arthropoda, Insecta, Hymenoptera, Cynipidae.